Molecule: messenger RNA, 1552 nt
Organism: Callithrix jacchus (white-tufted-ear marmoset)
Lineage: Eukaryota; Metazoa; Chordata; Mammalia; Primates; Cebidae
Gene: GNA14
Product: G protein subunit alpha 14
Biological process (GO): phospholipase C-activating dopamine receptor signaling pathway; adenylate cyclase-modulating G protein-coupled receptor signaling pathway
Cellular component (GO): cytoplasm; heterotrimeric G-protein complex
Molecular function (GO): G-protein beta/gamma-subunit complex binding; GTPase activity; G protein-coupled receptor binding
Source: RefSeq, a predicted model, not a curated record
CUAAUGCAAGGUUCUCUUUCCUCUGAGUAGGAAAAUGCCCAGAUCAUCAGAGAAGUGGAAGUGGACAAGCUCUCCAUGCUCUCCAGGGAGCAGGUGGAGGCCAUCAAGCAGCUCUGGCAAGAUCCGGGCAUCCAGGAGUGUUACGACAGGAGGAGGGAGUACCAGCUGUCAGACUCUGCCAAAUAUUACCUGACUGACAUCGAUCGCAUCGCCAUGCAGUCAUUCGUACCCACUCAGCAAGACGUGCUUCGUGUCCGAGUGCCCACCACCGGCAUCACUGAGUAUCCGUUUGACUUGGAAAACAUCAUCUUCCGGAUGGUGGACGUUGGUGGCCAACGAUCUGAAAGGCGGAAAUGGAUUCACUGCUUUGAGAGUGUCACCUCCAUAAUUUUCUUGGUUGCUCUGAGCGAAUAUGACCAAGUCCUGGCUGAGUGUCACAAUGAGAACCGCAUGGAAGAGAGCAAAGCCUUAUUUAAAACCAUCAUCACCUACCCCUGGUUUCUGAAUUCAUCUGUGAUUUUAUUCUUGAACAAGAAGGAUCUUUUGGAAGAGAAAAUCAUGUAUUCUCAUCUAAUUAGCUACUUCCCAGAAUACACAGGACCGAAGCAGGAUGUCAAAGCUGCCAGAGACUUUAUCCUGAAACUUUACCAAGAUCAGAAUCCUGACAAACAGAAAGUCAUCUACUCUCACUUCACAUGUGCUACAGAUACAGAGAAUAUUCGCUUUGUGUUUGCGGCUGUCAAAGACACAAUUCUACAGCUGAACCUAAGGGAAUUCAACCUGGUUUAAAAGCGGCUGCCCACCCCUCCCCCACAGCAGAAGACAUGAUUUUCAAACUCCUCGUUUGAUUUGCAAGUGCUCUGACAUCACCAAGCCAGCCCGUGCCAGGCAGUAAGGACGUCAUGCAGGUUGUGGGGACAGAGAUGGGUGAUGAAACUUGGAAGAUAUUUGAGUUUAUCAAAAUACUUUAAAAAUCCUUAUGUCCCAAAUUGUCUUUAUAAGUAUUUUCUGGACUUUUGGCUUUAAGAUUUUGUGCAGUUUUCAAAUUUGGUGUUUUCUAGAAUUUUUAAAGACCACUCUGAUUUAGUUUUAAAUUUUAAAUGUUUAAAAAUAGCUAUUAAAAUUAUGUAAGCAAGGAGCCUGUUAGUUUAUAGAUUAUGCCUUGAAACCUCUGGAGUUGAUUUGGGUGACUUUUUAAAAAUAAGAAGGUUAAUGCGUUUGAAGCUUUUAAUUAACUCUUGUAAUUUAGAGACAUUUUUGUUUCUCACCUAAUGCUGAAGUGUGACUCCUUUAACAUGCCACCAAAGAUUUUUUAAAAAACAGUUCGUUCUCUUUGUGUGUGAACUCUCUAAGUCAGAUGGAUAUAUAACUAUAUCUAAUUUAACUUUGCCACAAUUUGAUCACCAUGAAGGCAAAGCUGACAUGUAGUAAAUGGGCUCUAAAUAGCAUAUAUGUUGUACUGGUGAAAAGUGUGUAUAUGUGUGCGUGUAUAUAUACAUUUUUAUUCCCAAUGUAUAUGACCAGGUCUUGUAAACGUAUGCAAUGGCUAAAA